CUUUUUAUCAGUAUUUAUAAACCUUAAAAACCCACUUUUUCCCCUCUGUUUUUAUAAACGUUCUACACUACCAACAUAGACAGAUUUAUUUGACUGCUCUAUAUUUUCACCAUUUGUGUAUUUACAACUGUUCACUCCAUUUAACCUGUCAAACAGCUAUCUUGGUCUUUCUAUACAUUAAAUUACAAAUCCAUACCCCUGCUUGCAUUGUACAAUCUGUUCUAACAUUCAUUGCAAGACUUUUGGAUUCUCAGGUAACUCCACAGUAUUAUCUGCAUACAAUAUGUACAAAUUAAUAUCUCUAAUUUCUUUAUAAUAAUUUCUACUAGUAUAUACAUGAAACAAGCAAAAGGAUAGCAUGCCUCUUUGCCUUAGACCCUGCUCACUGGUGAAUCAUUCUCUAAGCACUACAUUUAUUCUCUUUCAUGUUUUGCUUCUAUCAUAUCUGUGAAUGAUUUAAAACACAAUUCUACAUGAAUUGGGCCUCAUUCCGCAAGAGAUAAAACCUGGUUUAUCUGAAUGAAAUGAAAAGGGGAAACAGAAUUGGCCCACUUAAUACUCUGAUGGAAGAUCACCAGGGCAUUAGUGUAAAAUGAGAAGUGAAAAAUAUCAAAAGCAUUACUACAAUGCUUUGCAUGCUUCUGCCCAUGUAGUUAUCAGGAAUUGUACUUAAUUCCCUGGUGUCCUUAAUUCUCUGGAUUUACUACAGAUAGUUAUCAAUUUAUGAGCACAAUUGGGACCAGACUUUACAUUGCUAAGCAAAAUGGUUGUUAAGUGAAUCACACCUGAUUUUAUGAUUUUUUGCCAUGGUGGUUAAGCAAAUCACUGCAGUUGUUAAGUAAAUCACAUGGUCAAUAAGCAAAUCCAAGUUCCCCCAUUGACUUUGGAUGUUGGAAACUGACUGGAAUGGUCACAAAUGUUGAUCAUGUGAUCCCUGGGACGCUGCAACCAUCUAUUUAUGGCUGCCAUAUAUACUGGCUGCCAGGUAUCCAAAUUUUGAUCAUAUGACUGGGAAUGCUGCAAUGGUCAUAAGUCUGAUGAACGGUCCUAAGUCAUUUUUUACUGGCAGGGGGGUUGUAGCUCACAAAGAAUGGUUGUAGGUCAAGGAGAUCAUCGAACUGACAUUAAAAACCAGGACAGACUGAAAAAAAUCUCAAAGUAUUCCUUGAGAUUUAGUAAUAAGUAAAUGUGCUUAUUGCUUAUUGAAAUUCAGUAGCAGGAUUGAAAUAACAGAGUGGGUUUUAUAUAUUUAUCAGAUGAAAUAACACUAAUUAUUACUAGCAUUAACUUUUAUGAUGCUAGUAAUAGGUUAUUUCAUUGUAGAACCAGGACUGAAGGGAUAUUAACCUUAAUGUAUUGUGUUAUUGAUUCUCUUUGCUUCAUAUGCUGCACAUAUUGAAAAAAAAUGUGUAAAUGGAAUUUGGAAAAUUCAAACUUUGAAGUUGUGUGUUGCUGCAAAAAAAAAACCCAUUUGUGAAGAAAUUAGCUAUGGACUUUUCUAGCAUUUGUGAAAGAAUCUGCUACUGUAUGUACUUUUUCCUUUGCUUUGGUCUGGGAUUUGUAGUCUAACAAAGAGGUCACAUAAGAUAUAGAUGUGAAGUGCUGAGUUAUACAACGGAAAAUUAAAAGAGAAUAAUUUUAAAAGUAGUUUUUCAUAUACGUACCAUACCACCUUGUCAAGAUUUAGAAAUCAGAACAGAACAGAAAGAAGAUAAAGUAGACCCCUUUAACAAGAUGGCCGGUUAGCUCAGUUGGUUAGAGCGUGGUGCUAAUAACGCCAAGGUCGCGGGUUCGAUCCCCGUACGGGCCAUGGGUGUUUCCUUUUUCAUUGAAAUUCAAAUAAUACAGUUGCGUUUUAAAAACAUCUUCAAGAAACGAGCUACUAUACUUCGAAAGCAAGUCUGUCUUGCUUUAAGUUGAGUUGAUAUUCCGGCAUCUUGUGUGCUUGCUUGUCUCUCUCUGUGUGUUCGUCUUUAACCCUCUCCCAGACUUCUUAAUAGCUUUCCGUGCAAAAGGAGGAAAUCCAAAGACGUCCGAUUUUAAGACCCCAUGAAGUGCAUAGUAACUAAAUGGUGUUUCUAUCUUUUAACUGUGCAGAACGGGUGCUGUUUUUUUUGUGGGGGGUGGGGGUUUGCUUUCGCAAAGAAGGGCAAGGAAAGCGAAACGGUCGUUUUCUUUUUCACCGCCAUCGCUUCUAAAGGCUGCUGAACUCCACUCCUUUUCCGAUCGGGAGACGCCGGACGACGCUGUCGGGACGACACCAAGACUUGGUUCCCCGGCAGAGCUCCCGCUGCAGCGCUCGACUUCCUUCUCCGCCCUUCUCGUGACGUACCGCAGCGAGCUCAGCCUACCCGCCCGGUGUUCCCCGAGUCCUGGACUCCUGAGGCGCGAGAUGGGGCCUUCCCCACCACCGCUUCGCUCCUAAGAUGUCUUCUCUGGGCUUCAGGAGUGACGCCGCCGCCGCUAUUUCUGAGGGCUCGGCACCAGGCCCUCCGGGCGAAACCCCGUUGACGCCGGUCUCCGAAUUUCCCCGCUGGAAGCCUCAUCGGGCGCCCGAGGCAGUGGCUGUUGGAGGUGUCCCUGGAAAGCUACAAGACGAGAGGCUCCCUCCACCGGUCGGAAAGGCGACACAGAAGGCCGAGGACCGUCGUACCGCCGGGCCCGUCGUAUUACCUCAUGGGCAAAGCCCCGCCUGCCCCCCUCCCCUCUUGCUGGCUCUGAGUUUCAACUCGGAGACUUCCGCCUCGCCUUCGGGGUCUCGGCUGACGACGGUCGGCACCCUGCACAGCCCGUCGCAGCCAGGGCAGGAUGGAGUUCAGGAGAUGGGAUCCGAGGCAGAGCAUCUUGCUUUGACGGGGACCCUUCUGGCCGAGAUGAAAACCACUCAUUUCCAAAUAGAGUCUGAUCAGAUAAAAGAGAAGAAAAGUUUGGAAUUAUUUUCUGCAACAGCUCUGCCUAAAAAUAUAGCUGGAUCUCAAGCAGUUGAGAAGAAUUCUAAGCCUUUAGGACUCAGUGCCAUUAAUACUGAGUUUUUUCAGAUACAUACUUUAACAGGCACAGGAUCUCAACAUUUUUUCUUAUGUAAUUCUUCUAAACCUACAGUUCAACUACUUCUUCCAGCCUCCUUACAUCCCCCUGGACAAGUACCACUAAGUAAAAUAAUUAUGCAUGGGCAGAAACAUAAAUCUAUUACAAAAGAUAGAGAAGUUUCUUCAAAUGUUUCUUUAGUUCCAUCUUGUUCAGCAAAAAUUCUUGUAAAUGAGGGGAAGCAACCAAAAGAGCAAAAAAUUAAAAAAUCUCUGAAAGUGACAACUCGUUCUGGGCGGGUUUCUCGCCCUCCAAAAUAUAAAGUUAAGGACUACAAGUUUAUUAAAACAGAAGACUUGGCUGACUGUCACCCGUCUGAUUCUGAUGACUAUUCUGAGUUGAGCUUAGAAGAUGAUGAAUGCAACAAAGUAAAGGAAGUAUGUGAAUUAUUUAAUACCUUUAACAAUGACCUGCGGCCAAAAUUGUUUAAGUGUCAGAACUGUGAAAAAUCCUACAUAGGAAAAGGAGGAUUAUCACGGCACUACAGAAUAAAUCCAGGCCAUGGGCACCAAGAGUCUUCAGAAUCUUCUUCUAUAAAUAGAUUUUCUAGUAUGACACAGCUGGAGUGCGCUGAAAAGGCAAAUUGUGAAAGCAUCCAUCAACCUUCUUCACCUUUACCAAUUACUCUUGCUUUAGUAAGCAAAAAUGGACUAGCUGCAGAAUUGGAAAAAAAUCUUCAAACAGAAAGUGAACAGCAGAUGCAUCCAGCUGAUACAAGGCAUGAUCUUCCUACCAAAGCCCUCUUACGCCAUCCUACAAGCAGCCCUCAUUUGCCGUACCUUUCUAAGCAUCUCCAUAUCUUUUCUGAAAUUUCUGCAGAAGAUAGAAAAUCUGAAGCAUACAGCACCCAUUUGGGACCUGGAAGAAGAAAGCGGCAGAGAAGGUCAUAUCAACCAAAGAUGGCUAAUAGAUCAAGAUGUUCUACAACAUUUAACAGCCUUGAUCAAUUAUCUUCCAAUUCUCUUAGUAUCUCAGCAGAGCAUCUUAGUAGAUUUAAAAGAAAAGAAAAGCUAAAAGAGCUGAUUCAGCAGUGCACCAAUGAAGAGUUUAUGGAGCUGGUAGUUCCACGUAUGACAACAGUUGUUACUGUAUUUGAAUUCCUCCUGAUGAAGGCAGAGAAAAAAUGUCAAACAAAAGCAACCUUUCCAGAUAUUUACCGGGAGUUUGAAGAGCUCCAUGCAAUGGUAAAGAAAAUGUGUCAAGAUUAUUUUAAUAAUUCUGAAUUAAAGCAACCAUUAGAAAUAAAAAACCAUAAGGUAGCUGAAUCACUAGGAAUUACAGAUUGUUGUCUUGAAGUGCCAAAAAUCCAGACAAAUUCUUUUCCUGAAUGUACUGAAUCUACUGAUCAGCCUAUAUUGCUCCAUAUUUCAGGACAGAAACGAGCAGCUGAGUUUUAGAAAUGUACAGCAAAAAUUGUUCUGCAAAAAUAAUAUUGAAAAAAAAGAAUAUGAAUUGCUCCAACCAAGAAUUGUGGAUGAUAAAGCUAAUACAAAUUUAUGUGAUCAGCACUCAAGAAAAUUGAACAUUUACAGCCUUUAAAUACACCAGGAUUACAUUAUAUGAGAUACCCAACUGACCAUAGAGGAUGUUCACAAAGAAGAACAAAGAUAAAUUCAAGUUAGGACGCAGUAAAUGAAAUUUAUUAUAUCUCUUGAAACACCUGGAAAAUACAGUCAUCAUUCUCCUUGGUUUUCUUCAUGAAAAAACAGUAAAAAUAAAAUAUAUCAAGAACUUAAGAAAAAUGCUGUUAACAAAUUCUGAACUUUCUUAAAACUUUAAUAAUUUCAGCAGUAUUAAACAUCACAGGAGUAAUUCAUCAGUUUAGAUCUCAGGAAAGUGAAAAUUCCAGCUUCAUCCUUCCUUGAAAAUAUAUGAUUAAUCAAUUUAAUAGUAUUUUAGUGGAAGAAAAGAAGAGAAUUACUAAGUACAACAUGAUAAUAUUGAAGAUUAUGGAAACUGGGAACUUUUUUGGGGGGUAUAUAGGCUUUGCUUCUUCCUGGUGCUAUACAUUAUACAUCUGUUUGUAACAGAAUUUGCUGGUGCUAUGUACAUUAUACAAAUUCUUUUGGCAGUUGCAGCACUUUUAACAGAUACUAAAAUUAAACCAUCAUAAAAAUAUUUUUGAAAGAGUUCUGAAAGUCUACCUGAAAUGUAUAUUAAACAUGAAUUUGUUUUGAUUUCCACAAGCUUGACCGUAAUUAAGAUAUAGUACAAGUUCUAAAAAUAUUCAGGUUUAAGUGUUACCUCCCCAGACUGGUAGUUUUGCUAAUCUGGUUCUAAUAAUAUUGUCUUCUCUUCAGGUGUUCAGGACAGGUUGUCUUUUUCU
Molecule: messenger RNA, 5413 nt
Organism: Thamnophis elegans (Western terrestrial garter snake)
Lineage: Eukaryota; Metazoa; Chordata; Lepidosauria; Squamata; Natricidae
Gene: ZNF839
Product: zinc finger protein 839
Exons: 8
Coding region: 2427-4484 (685 amino acids)
Source: RefSeq, a predicted model, not a curated record